AUGCUGAUCACUCAAACAUUUUUUCUGUCAGCACUCACUCCACAUACUGUUGAUGACCCUGAGUCAGCAGCUACCAAGCAGCUUGUAAACCCAGACCGUGUUCACAGACAUGGUGAUCCAUAUGACUUGGUGGUGUUAGCCCAAGAGGUACAAAAGGCAGAUCAGUUUGUUAGGUGUGCUGCAAGUAAUAAACUGAUACUGAUUGCAGAGCAGAUCCGUCAUCUUCAGGAACAAGUAAGUUUUAUAUGGACUUACAUUUUGGAAAUUAUUUUCCAUUUCUCCUCUAGAUUUUUCAGUAAACAUCGCAGGGGAUAUCUCUUUAAACAUGUUACUGGUAAUCAAAAGUAUCUAAUGGCCAUAAAUCCUUGGCAACAUGUAUGGUUCAUGCUUUUCUUUAGUUAUUUUAUUUUUCCAACUCCCUCUCCCCCCCUCCACUUUGUUACUCCCUUCAAACUUUAUUUUACACCAAAUGAGUUUUAUGUUGUUGCUAUUGUUGUAGAAUGUCUACCUUGUUAGUACAAUCAUCAAGAUAUGGAAGACUUUUGAGGGCCAAUUUUGAUGAUUUUUUUUUUUCACCUCAAGCUAAGCAUUAUUAUCUUAACUAUUGUUUCCAAGAUGCAGCUAUCAAAGAGUAACGUGUGAUCUUAAGAGUAGUAUUUCUGGAUGUUUCAUUGAAACAAAAACAAAAUGGGUUGUGCUUGUAUGGAGUUUUUUUAAUUCAUGGAUUCCCACAAUCAAACAGUAACAAAUGACCUAAAUCUUUUUUUCAGGCAAGGAAAGUUUUAGAAGAAACAAAAAGGGAUGCAGAACUUCACCAUGCUGCUUGCAACUUCAAGAAAAGACCAGGCCAAAUGUAUUACUUGUAUAGACGAAGUAAUGGAACAACAUACUUCUCCAUUCUAUCACCAAAGGUAACAGGAUUACAGUACACUCUCAAAGGAUUAUGUGUAGGAAAACAUAACUAAAGUAUGGACAUUCUUGUGAAUUAAAUUUCAAUUCUGAAUUUUCUGGCACCAGAUUAUCCAACCACAACUCUAAGAAUUUUUUUUUUCCAUGAGCCCAGUGCUAGUGAAGGCAAGGUUGCACUUAGGAGAGUGCUGGCCAGCUGUGUCCCACAUAUUUGUGUGGUAGUCUAACUGUUUCAUCAGACUUCAGUUAUACCCAAUCUCUCUGACAGAGGUCAAACAAUUUUGUUCACUGUGCUGUCUUAUCUUGUAAGUUGCAGUGAAAGCCAUUUGUUCCUCACCCCACCUUUCCUAUGGCAAAUUAGGGAAUUAUUGGAGAUUGCUUAUCCCUUUGAAACCAAGGAGUGACUAGCAUCUAAUUUGUCCUAACAACAUUGCCCCUGAAUCAAAAGUUAAGUCACAAGAGUGAAGGAAAUGAUCAUCUGGUAAAGAAGCUCUUGAUUGAUAACAAAUUCUCCUUGUCAAAACCACAAGAAAUGUAUAGGGAACAGUAUGGAGAAUAUGCAUACUGUUGGUAGGGUGUAAAGGGUUAUUGAUCAAUAUGUUGAGGAAAGCACUGAUAUCUUAGGUAAGUAGCAAGUAUAUCAUAAACUGUAGAUGAUUGUGGAUUAUUCCACAUUAAAUGUUAAAUGUUGCCAUUGAUCUGUUCAGUGUAAGAUCACAGAUGACAUAAACAUUUGGUGAAAAAUAAUAAGUGACUUACAUGACACAGUGGAUUGUAUAGCUGAUGCUCUUACCACACAUUUAAGCCUUCUGUGAUUUGUUACUGAAUAGACACAUGGCAAAUGGAAGCUAUUUGUUGAAAUAAUUUAGUAGAAGAAAAUUAUCAAUGAUAAUGUUAUCUGUGAUACAUAUAUCCUCGAAUAGAUCAGAAUUAAGAACCAAUCAAAAUGCAGGUACUAUUAACCCUUAACUCCCAUCAGUGACCAAGACAGAAUUUCUCCUUACAACAUCAAUACAAUGUCAACCAGACAAGUGAUAAGAAUGAAGAGAAAUAUCAACUUGGGGAUAUUUAGUUAAUCCAACACAAGAUUCUCUGAACUAACAUAAAGAAUUGUAUGGUUGACGGUAAGGAGAAUUACAAAUUUGAUCUGGGAGUUCAAAGGGUGAAUAAAUUGAUUUUAUGUUGUUGUGCAUCUGUUCAGUAGUAGAUCACAAAUGACAUCAAAAUGUGGUUGGAAUUAAAAAAUAUUCAUAAUUGAUCAUUACAAGUUUUUUUUUCUUUUUUUUUACCUUAGGAAUGGGGCUCAAGCUGUCCACACGAGGCCUUGGGAGCCUAUCGGCUUGAAGCAGAUAUGUCUUGGACAAAGGCUGAAGAUGUAGAGCGUCGCAGCAAAGACAUUGCUAUGGUUGAUCAUCUACUUUCACAAGAAGUUCCAGCAAUUGAAUAUGUUUUACCUGCUCAUGACAACAAUGGAUUUUCAACCAAGCCAGCUAUUAAACACAAGACUGUGAUUGAAGAUGUCAGCAACCAGGCAGAUCCAAUCGUGGAAGAACCACACUAAAGCACAGGUGGUAUUUUGACAGAAGACAUUUAAUUACAAGCUUUUAAGGACAUAGCAAUGAAAGAAGGGCAGACACUUAGAGGAAGGAUUUAAUUUUUGACAAUGAUGACUACGCCUAGUGGAGCAUAGGUGUGGACGAGACUGGAAAAAUAUUCAGAAAAAUUUUAAGUGUGAGGUCCAUUUUGAAAUUACUCCUGAGUUCUUCAGCUGGGGGUCCUGUCUUCAUCUGUGGAAGCUUCUGCAGUGAAAACUGCUAUGUUAUUUGCAAAUAUUUGGUAAACAAUUUGAUAGAAACCCAUUAGCCUAUAACAGAAGCAAAGAAUGGCUUAGGUGUCCAAUCACGGGUAUCUAACAAGUUCUCAUUGACCAGCACAAUGAUUAUGUGCUACUUCAACAUCAAAUACAAUAAAAGUUAUCAAAUCAAGACUUUGAUUAUAUACAUAAUUAAUGCUUUUAGAAUCCAAUUGAUGGUUUUCAGUUUGCUCUGAAGUAUAAAUAAACAGAGGACCUUGGUUGGAUAUUAAAUGUAAAUCGCCUGUUUACCCUUGGUCAGUUCACAGGAUUAGCUGUGAUUCACUGGAGGGCUUCCCCUUGUACUUUUUUCUGUAGCUCACAAGGAAAUUAUCCGUCAACAGUGUUAUGUUUAUCAGUCCGUAACAUGUAGUAACAAUUGUAUUGAAUUAGAAACAUAAAAUGGUGG
Molecule: messenger RNA, 3170 nt
Organism: Pocillopora meandrina
Lineage: Eukaryota; Metazoa; Cnidaria; Anthozoa; Scleractinia; Pocilloporidae
Source: the annotation of a GenBank genome assembly